AUGUCCAAGCAACCCAAAGUUCCCAAACCUCAGCUCUACCCUUCUGAGAUAUACCAAAGUGGAAAACCUAGUCCUGCACAACGACCGGUUCGCCCAAGGUCGUUGAAGGGACACCCGGAUAUCCGGUCGACCAAGGAGUAUAAGCAAGCUGCACGACGAUGGACUUCUAUCAUGGUCGGGUUGCCGAUUAUCAUGUAUACUUCUUGGGUUCUUUAUGAGCGAGGUAAAUUCAAAUCUCUCAUUGUUCCCUUCAAUCAAAUCGCUGACAAUAUCAAUCUAGUUUAUGGGAAUAAAAGCGUGAAGGAGAUUGCUCGGCCGUCCUUGCCAGACCGAUCUUCAAACUCUUCAUAG
Molecule: messenger RNA, 351 nt
Organism: Penicillium taxi
Lineage: Eukaryota; Fungi; Ascomycota; Eurotiomycetes; Eurotiales; Aspergillaceae
Exons: 2
Coding region: 1-351 (116 amino acids)
Source: RefSeq, a predicted model, not a curated record